AUCAUCAGGCGCUCCAAACAGACAUAUGCGGAGAUGGUGAAAUCUUUUAAAACACCAGAAUCCGUGUCUGAAUCAGCUGUCCCAGUUGAAAAUCCCUUUCACGAGUUGUCUUCUGAUGAUCAGGACGAUGACGAAACUGAUGAGGGUGGAUCUUCUUCGGAGGUACACGCACCUGGAAAAAGGAAGUCAUCAUCUUCCCCGGGAUUGCGCCGAAAGGUCUUUUUGAAAUCUUCCCUCAAAAGUUUGCCUAAUACAAAAGGAAGCGGAGUAAAUUUAAAAACUCCGAACAAACAGGUCCCUGAUUACUCAGUUCCAUGCUGCAGUAAAGACCCAGUGAAUCCGCCUCCGACUGUUAAAUAUACUUCAAAAAAAAGCAUUCGACAAAGUAGCAAGAAAAAGGCUACAAAAGCUCCUCGAACUUCAACUAAACCUCCCAUACCCAAAAGAGGACUGCUAACUUUCAGGGUUCUUGUGGAUCGCUUAUAUGAUGCCAUCGGCCUUCCGGACACACUUCGAGGCAUUAUUGAUAUUUUUAUCCCAACAGUAGAAGAAUAUCUUCGGAAUUUGACACAAUCAUGGCCCCUCCUUGCUUCGCUCAUAUCUUUCGAUGGCUAAUUCAUCAAGUGAGGUACAAGAUAUGAUCACUGUGCUACAGUGGAACUGUCAUAGUUUAAAACCUAAAUUAGACCUGUUUAAGUUUUUGAUUCACAACUCAGAUUGUGAUAUAUUUGCACUUUGUGAAACAUGGCUCUCUUCUGAAGAUGAACUCAACUUCCACGAUUUCAACAUAAUUCGCCAGGAUAGAGAUGACCAUUACGGGGGAGUACUCUUGGGGAUCAAAAAAUGUUACUCAUUUUAUAAAAUUCCAAUCCCGACUCAUCCUGGCAUAGAAAUUGUCGCUUGCCAAAUAAACGUAAAGGGUAAAGAUCUUUGCGUAGCUUCCGUUUACAUUCCUCCAGGUAUUUCAAUUAACCGCCGUCAUCUUUGGAAUGCAGUUUCUGCACUAUCACAUCCAGUUUUAAUUCUGGGUGAUAUGAAUUCACAUGGUACUGGGUGGGGCGAGCCAUAUGACGAUCGCAGAGCGGCUAUUUUCUAUGAUUUGUGCGACGAUUUCACUUUGAACGUUUUGAAUACAGGUGAAGUGACACGCAUUGCAUCCGACGGUAAAGAAAGUCGGCUUGACCUUUCUUUGGGAUCAAGUUCACUAUCAUUCGAUUGCUCGUGGAAGGUGAUCGAAGAUCCUCAUGGUAGUGACCACUUGCCCAUUAUAACCACCAUAAAACAUAAUUGCGAAAGGUCAGACGAGCCAAUUCAGGUUCCUUUUGACCUCACUAGGAAUAUCGAUUGGCAAAAGUAUGCAGAAGCGGUAUCUUUUGGGGUUGAAUCAUCCAAUCCUCUCCCACCUUUGGAUGAGUAUCGAUUCCUGUCUGAACUGAUUUACAGAAGUGCAUUAGAAUCACAAAAACGACGCGUUCCAGGUGCAACCUUCAAAAGAAGACCAGCCACACUUGGCUGGGAUGAUGAUUGCACUCAAUUGUAUCUUAAAAAAUCUGAUGCCUUCAAAGCUUUUCGUAGGCAUGGCACCUCGGAUCUUUAUCAAGAGUACGCAAAGCUUGAAAGACAACUGAGGAACUUGCUAAAAGCGAAAAAGCGUAGUUAUUGGCGACACUUCAUUGAGGGUCUCUCAAGAGAAACUUCGAUGACAACGCUUUGGAGAGUGGCUCGCAACAUGCGAAACCGCUCAUCUUCUAAUGAGAGUGACGAAUACUCCAACCGUUGGAUAUUCAGCUUCGCGAAAAAAGUCUGCCCAGACUCAGUCCCAGCACCACCGAUUUCUUGGGAAUCAAUCUCAAGAGACGGUUCUCUGGACAGACCAUUCUCAAUGCUGGAAUUUUCUAUAGCUCUUCUUUCAUCAAACAAUUCUUCUCCGGGACGCGAUAUGAUAAAGUUCAAUCUUCUUAAGAAUCUCCCAGAUAUCGCAAAAAGACGAUUACUAGACCUGUUCAACUCAUUCAUGGAGAACAACAUCGUUCCGCAUGAAUGGAGACAGGUCAAAGUAAUAGCUAUUCAAAAGCCUGGUAAACCAGCGUCUGAUCAUAAUUCAUACCGCCCAAUUGCUAUGUUAUCAUGUUUAAGGAAAUUGUUGGAAAAAAUGAUCCUAUCGCGACUUGACCAUUGGGUUGAAUCGAAUAACUUGCUUUCAAAUACACAAUUCGGGUUCCGCAAGGGCAAAGGAACAAACGAUUGUCUAGCGUUGCUUUCAACAGAUAUUCAACUGGCCUUUGCGGAAAAGGAGCAAUUGGCUUCAGUUUUCUUGGAUAUUAAGGGCGCUUUUGAUUCAGUUUCCAUAGAAAUAUUGUCAGAAAAACUGCACAAUAGUGGACUACCCGGACUUUUAAACAAUUUCUUGUAUAAUUUGUUGUCAGAAAAACAUAUGAGCUUCAAUCUCGGACAACUGACAACUUCCAGAAUUAGCUACAUGGGCCUACCCCAAGGCUCAUGUUUAAGUCCCUUGCUUUAUAAUUUCUACGUGAAAGACAUUGAUUGCUGUCUGGAAGGACAAUGCACGCUAAGACAACUUGCAGAUGAUGCUGUGGUUUCUCUCAAAGGCCCACAUGCAGAAAUGUUGCAAAGACCAUUGCAAAAUUCCUUAAACAAUCUUUCCAUUUGGGCAAGAAAUUUAGGGAUCGAGUUUUCUCCGCAAAAAACUCAAUUGGUUGUGUUUUCUAGAAAGCGGAACCCAGCCCAACUGAAACUCAAUCUUUUGGGAAUAGAAAUCGACCAAUCUUUGACUUCGAAAUACCUUGGGGUCUGGUUUGAUUCAAAAGGCACUUGGGGUACCCAAAUCAAGUAUUUGGUGCAAAAAUGUCAACAAAGGAUCAAUUUUCUACGCACAAUUACCGGAACAUGGUGGGCAACACACUUGUGAUUGAAAACUUCGAAGAAAUGCUCACUCUGAAUACCCAGUCAAAAUUUAUGAGAAUCUAUCUUUUCUACAUGUCAUCUGACAUAAGCCUCCCAGGUUAUAAUCCACCUCGUGUACACUUCACCAAUGACAGUUCCUCUGUUAAAUACGAUCUGUCCAUGAAACAAGCUAUUCAUGGAAUUCCAGAUCAACUUCGAUGUAUAUCUAUUCCUCGCAUUUUUAACGAAAAGUACCAACAUGUCAAUUCCUGUAAGAGAUUCUUUACUGAUGGAUCUCGCAUAAAUGGAUCCACUGGUUUCGGUGUCUUCAAUGAAAAUUCCACCGCCUUCCGCAAACUCCAGGAACCUUGCUCGGUUUAUGUUGCUGAGCUGGCAGCAAUCAACUUCGCUUUGGGGAUGAUUUCCAACAUGCCCGUAGACCAUUUCUUCAUCUUCUCGGAUAGCCUUAGUUCUAUUGAGGCACUCCGGUCGAUGAAACCUGUAAAACAUCCAUCUUACUUUCUUACAAAAAUAAGGGAGCAGAUGGGUGCACUGGUCGAAAGAUCAUACAAGAUUACCUUUGUAUGGGUCCCCUCGCAUUGCUCAAUUUAUGGCAAUGAGAAGGCGGACUCUCUCGCAAAGGUGGGCGCUCAGGAAGGUGAGAUCUAUGAUAGAAGAAUUUCACAUGAUGAAUUUUUCCAUUUUGUUCGCCAGAGUUCUCUUCAAAGUUGGCAAAAUGAUUGGCGAGAUGGCCAGCUGGGACGGUGGUUACAUUCUAUUAUUCCUAAUGUUUCCUUGCGAGCGUGGUGGCAUGGUUUGGAUGUAAGUCGAAAUUUCAUUCGCGUAAUGUCAAGGCUUAUGUCCAACCAUUACUCGCUAGAUGCGCAUUUACACAGGAUUAACCUCGCGUUGAGCAAUGUUUGUACUAAGUGCGGUUCCGGUUAUGAUGACAUCGACCACGUAGUUUGGCAAUGCCCGGAUAAUGACGCCUCCAGAGCACUACUUUUGGAUACCCUUGAGGCCCGAGGUAGACAACCCUUUGUUCUUGUGAGAGAUGUGCUGGGCACUCGCGAUGUCACUUAUAUGCUAUGCAUUUACGACUUUCUUCGUUUGUCUUGUAUAAAGGUUUAAUUCUCUUGUGUUUUCUCCCCCAGUUUUUUUUUCUCUGUUUUCGUCUUUGUGUUGUUCCUGGCCAUCCGGCAGACGAAAAGCCCGCUACAAUCUGGUGCUGAAUCACUAUGAAGACAACGAACACGCCAUUACGUUAUACCUUCCGGAUGAGCUUCAGAGAACCCUUACCCCCAGUCCUUACCACGCCCAUCCUAAAAGCAUAUGUGACCCACUAAUCUCGAGCUGCCACGAGUAUCCUGGCUCCAUCCCGUACUAACUAUGUUGAAUAAGAAUCAUAUUUGUACAUAAAAUACAAAAAAUGAGUUUUGGCUCCGCAAAGCGUUAAACGCGAUUGAGCCCCAAAUAAAUG
Messenger RNA from Aedes albopictus (Asian tiger mosquito), 4384 nucleotides. RefSeq lists its product as uncharacterized. The record is from RefSeq and is a predicted model, not a curated record. Gene Ontology annotation, biological process: DNA replication, removal of RNA primer. NCBI's taxonomy places the organism in Eukaryota, Metazoa, Arthropoda, Insecta, Diptera, Culicidae. The coding region runs from base 2866 to 4035 and encodes 389 amino acids. Gene Ontology annotation, molecular function: RNA-DNA hybrid ribonuclease activity; nucleic acid binding. The transcript is spliced from 2 exons.